AUGUUUCAGAUAAACGGAGAUAAACCAGACUUCAUCACAAAAAUGAAAGCCGCCAAGUCUGACAGCGAAGAGAGUGAACCAGAGACUAAAUCCAGCAAGAGCAAAAAGAAAUCGACAGCAAACUCUGCAUCCAUGUUUCAGACUGAAGGAGAAAAAGACAAGAAAAAAGACAGGAACAGCAAGAACAAGGAGAAAGAGAAGAAUAACAAGAAAAAGAAUUCAGCUAAAUCUGAUGACAGUGAAAAAGAGUCUUCAGAAGUGACGAAAAAGAAGAAAGGCAAAGGAAAGAAAAGUAAAAAGGAGGAAAGGCCUCCAUCACCAGAAAUUGAGUUUGAUGACCAUGAGGAGUUUGUCCUUCAACCUGCACCUCAAGGAACCACCAUCAAAUGUAAAGUGACACGAGACAAACGCGGCAUGGACAGAGGCUUCUACCCCACCUACUACCUCCAUUUAGACAAUGACAAGAAGGUCUUUCUAUUGGCUGGCCGAAAAAGAAAGAAGUGUGCAACCUCAAAUUAUUUAAUCUCUAUAGAUGCCACCGACCUGUCACGUGGCGGUGAUCAUUUUAUCGGAAAGCUUAGGUCGAAUCUCAUGGGUACCAAAUUCACAGUGUUUGACAACGGUCUCAAUCCUGAACGUGCGCUCAGGGAUAUGUCUAAUGCACGGCAAGAGCUGGCUGCUAUCAUUUAUGAGACAAACGUCUUGGGGUUUAAAGGGCCAAGAAAAAUGACUGUGAUCAUCCCAGGUAUGGAUGAGGAUGACGAGCCUGUGCCGAUACGUCCACAAACAGAAACUGGCAGUCUGCUUGUGCGCUAUCAAAACAGACAGAUGGACAACAUGAUUGAACUCCACAACAAAACACCUGUUUGGAAUGAUGACACUGCCUCAUAUGUCCUUAACUUCUCUGGUCGGGUCACACAGGCCUCCGUCAAGAACUUUCAGAUAGUCCACACUAAAGACAACAGCUACAUUGUGAUGCAGUUUGGGAGGGUGGCAGAUGACAUGUUUACUCUGGACUAUAAUUACCCAAUGUGUGCUGUACAGGCCUUUGCUAUCGCUCUGUCAAGCUUUGAUGGAAAACUGGCCUGUGAGUGAAGGCAUGAAAUUUCAUGACCAAGAGCAACUGAAUCAACGCACAACGUUCAUGCAAAAUUAUUAAUAAGAACAAGCCAUGAAGAUUAUUUGUUGAGAUUUUAAUGAUUUUCAAUGUGCCUGAAUGAGUCUGGGAGAUCACUGA
This is a messenger RNA of Triplophysa dalaica, 1237 nucleotides long. It is a transcript of the gene tulp1a, whose product is annotated as TUB like protein 1a. The record is from RefSeq and is a predicted model, not a curated record. Gene Ontology annotation, molecular function: actin filament binding. Gene Ontology annotation, biological process: protein localization to cilium. Lineage: Eukaryota; Metazoa; Chordata; Actinopteri; Cypriniformes; Nemacheilidae. The transcript has 9 exons. Gene Ontology annotation, cellular component: cilium. Bases 1 to 1095 code for a protein of 364 amino acids.